Messenger RNA from Chrysochloris asiatica (Cape golden mole), 1590 nucleotides. It is a transcript of the gene QRSL1, whose product is annotated as glutaminyl-tRNA synthase (glutamine-hydrolyzing)-like 1. The transcript is spliced from 11 exons. Gene Ontology annotation, molecular function: glutaminyl-tRNA synthase (glutamine-hydrolyzing) activity. Gene Ontology annotation, cellular component: mitochondrion; glutamyl-tRNA(Gln) amidotransferase complex. The record is from RefSeq and is a predicted model, not a curated record. Bases 1 to 1590 code for a protein of 529 amino acids. Gene Ontology annotation, biological process: glutaminyl-tRNAGln biosynthesis via transamidation; mitochondrial translation. Lineage: Eukaryota; Metazoa; Chordata; Mammalia; Afrosoricida; Chrysochloridae.
AUGACAGCAGGAGAUAUAGUAAAAAUUACAGUUUCUGCAGGACUCAAGCAAGGCCAAAUAACUCCAACAGAGCUCUGUCAAAAAUGCCUCUCUCUGAUCAAGAAGACCAAGUUUCUAAAUGCUUAUAUUACUGUCACAGAGGAGGUGGCCCUAAAGCAAGCUGAAGAAUCAGAGAAGAGAUACUCAAAAGGUCAGUCACUUGGGGAUUUAGAUGGAAUUCCUUUUGCAGUAAAAGACAACUUUAGCACAUCUGGCAUUGAGACAACAUGUGCAUCAAACAUGCUGAAAGGUUAUGUACCACCUUAUAAUGCUACAGUAGUUCAGAAGUUGUUGGAUCAGGGAGCUCUACUUAUGGGAAAAACAAAUUUAGAUGAGUUUGCUAUGGGAUCUGGAAGUACAGAUGGUGUAUUUGGGCCGGUUAAAAACCCUUGGAGUUAUUCAAAGCAAUAUAGAGAAAAGAGGAAGCAGAAGCCCCUACGUGCUAAUGAAGAUUCCGAUUGGCUCAUCACCGGAGGAAGCUCAGGCGGCAGUGCAGCUGCUGUAUCAGCGUUCACAUGUUUUGCGGCUUUAGGAUCCGAUACAGGAGGAUCAACCAGGAAUCCAGCUGCCCUCUGUGGGCUUGUCGGUUUAAAACCAAGCUAUGGAUUAGUAUCCCGUCACGGCCUCAUACCCCUGGUGAACUCAAUGGAUGUGCCAGGAAUCUUAACCAGAUGUGUGGAUGAUGCAGCAAUUAUCUUGGGUGUACUAGCUGGACAGGAUCCCAAAGAUUCUACCACAGUACAAGACCCUGUUAAGCCAUUUGUGCUUCCAAGUUUGACAGAUGUGAGCAAAUUAUGUGUAGGAAUUCCAAAGGAAUAUCUUGUACCAGAAUUAUCAAGUGAAGUACAAUCUCUUUGGAGCAAAGCUGCUGACCUCUUUGAAUCCCAGGGGGCUAAAGUCAUCGAAGUGUCCCUGCCUCACACAAGUUAUUCAAUAGUUUGCUACCAUGUAUUGUGCACAUCGGAAGUAGCAUCAAAUAUGGCACGAUUUGAUGGACUAGAAUAUGGUCACAGAUGUAACAAUGAUGUAUCUUUGGAAGCUAUGUAUGCUGCAACCAGACGAGAAGGGUUCAAUGAUGUAGUGAGAGGAAGAAUUCUCUCAGGGAACUUCUUCUUAUUAAAAGAAAAUUAUGAGAAUUAUUUCAUCAAAGCACAGAAAGUGAGACGGCUCAUUGCUAAUGAUUUUAUGGAUGUUUUUAACUCUGGAGUUGAUGUCUUGCUAACACCCACAACUUUGAGGGAGGCAAUACCAUAUUCGGAGUUCAUCAAAGAAGACAACAGAACUCGAAGUGCCCAAGAUGAUAUCUUUACACAAGCAGUAAAUAUGGCAGGAUUGCCAGCAAUAAGCGUUCCUGUGGCCCUCUCAAACCAAGGAUUGCCAGUAGGGCUUCAGUUUAUUGGACGUGCAUUUUGUGAUCAACAGCUUCUUAUAAUUGCCAAAUGGUUUGAAAAACAAGUACAAUUUCCUAUUAUUCAACUUCAAGAACUCAUAGAUGACUAUUCAGCCAUCAUUGAAAAUGAAAAGUUUGCUUCUGUUUCUCUAACACAGUAA